AUGGGGAUGAAGAUGGCAGUACCUUUACGUCAUGCAGGAUCAGCGAUGGAGGGGCUUGCUUGGAAUUUGAUGCGAAUCGAGAAUUGGGCGCGCCGCUGGAUCCCUGAGCGCCCCCCCAAGCGGCCACCGCCGGAUUGGUUGACGCCCAAAGAGAUGCAGUCCUACAAAGCUAAGUUGAUGAAAAGCCAGGGCUUCGAUGUUGAUGACUUUCCUCAUGCCGGAGGCCAUCUAGUUCGACCGGCUGAACCUGGAGAAUUCGACCCUGGCCACUACGACCAUCUUCUUCAGCUUGCUGUUGCUAAUUACACUGCCUACCAGCACUCGUUGAUAUGCAAGCCCCGACUUCUGAAGUCGAAUUCCGAAUGGUGCGGCGCUGGUUAUGCUCACUAUAUGACAUUCGAGGCACUGGAUUGUGCUGCCGGCACUGUUAAAGAGUAUGAGGCUCGUGUGUUCAGUUCUCCAUUCAGCGACUCAUUCUGCCACUUUUGCAGGGUCAAAGGUUCAAAGAAGAUCCCUCCGAUGCCUCAUGGUGCCACAGCCCCUUCUCGCCCCCAGAUUGUGGAUUAUAACCGCGAUGAAGAUAUUUGCAUAUAG
This is a messenger RNA of Punica granatum (pomegranate), 594 nucleotides long. NCBI's taxonomy places the organism in Eukaryota, Viridiplantae, Streptophyta, Magnoliopsida, Myrtales, Lythraceae. The record is from RefSeq and is a predicted model, not a curated record.